AUGACAGUCCUCUUCCCCGGAUUCGAAGCCCUAGACGCCUUUGGGCCUCUGAACUGCCUAAAUGACUUGUCUCGCAGCGAGCCCAUCACCCUGGCCAUGCUCUCUUCGACUCUGGAUCCCGUGUCGACAAAGCCCCCCAUGUUCCCCGCCAGUCUGGGUCAGACUGUUCUCCCAACACACACUUUCGUCGAUGCUCCAGAGUUAGACGUCCUGCUCAUCCCUGGAGGUUUAGGAACUCGAGGAUCUGCCCCGGUGGUGCAAGACGCCAUCGCAUUUAUCCAGAAGACCUACCCGCAACUAAAGUACUUGAUUACGGUAUGCACCGGCUCGGGACUAGCCGCCCGAGCCGGGGUCCUGAAUGGGAAGCGUGCCACUACGAACAAGAAGGCGUGGAAGGAAACGACUGCGCUGGGACCGGAGGUGAACUGGGUUGCGCGUGCGCGAUGGGUCACGGAUGGAAAUAUCUGGACUUCGUCGGGAGUGAGCGCGGGCAUUGAUGUUACACUGGCGUGGAUUGAGGAAGUUUUCGGAAAGGAGAAGGCGACAUUAAUUGCGAAUAGCAACGAGUACACUCGACACGAAGAUCCAGACUUCGAUCCCUUUGCCGAGUUGCAUGGCCUGUGA
Molecule: messenger RNA, 624 nt
Organism: Penicillium argentinense
Lineage: Eukaryota; Fungi; Ascomycota; Eurotiomycetes; Eurotiales; Aspergillaceae
Product: DJ-1/PfpI family protein
Exons: 2
Coding region: 1-624 (207 amino acids)
Source: RefSeq, a predicted model, not a curated record